AAGUGCUCGGUGGAGGUGCACAGGGCGCAUUCUAGCGGCGGCUACGGAGGCAGAGAAGGAGCUCACCAUGGAGCACGUGACGGAGGGUUCCUGGGAGUCGCUGCCAGUGCCGCUGCACCCACGGGUGCUGGGCGCGCUGCGGGAACUGGGCUUCCCAUACAUGACGCCGGUGCAGUCUGCAACCAUCCCUCUGUUCAUGCGAAACAAAGAUGUUGCUGCAGAAGCGGUCACAGGUAGUGGCAAAACGCUCGCUUUUGUCAUCCCCAUCCUGGAAAUUCUUCUGAGAAGAGAAGAGAAGUUAAAAAAGAGUCAGGUUGGAGCCAUAAUCAUCACCCCCACGAGAGAGCUGGCCAUUCAGAUAGACGAGGUCUUGUCGCAUUUCACGAAGCACUUCCCGCAGUUCAGCCAGAUUCUUUGGAUUGGAGGCAGAAAUCCUGGAGAAGAUGUUGAGAGGUUUAGGCAACAAGGUGGGAACAUCAUUGUGGCCACUCCCGGCCGCUUGGAAGACAUGUUCCGAAGGAAGGCAGAAGGCUUGGAUCUGGCCAGCUGUGUGCGAUCCCUGGAUGUCCUGGUGUUGGACGAGGCAGACAGACUUUUGGACAUGGGAUUUGAGGCAAGCAUCAACACCAUCCUGGAGUUGUUGCCAAAGCAGAGGAGAACAGGCCUUUUCUCUGCCACUCAGACGCAGGAAGUGGAGAACUUGGUGAGAGCGGGUCUCCGGAACCCUGUCCGGGUCUCGGUGAAGGAGAAGGGCGUGGCAGCCAGCAGUGCCCAGAAGACCCCCUCCCGCCUGGAAAACUACUACAUGGUAUGCAAGGCAGAUGAGAAAUUUAAUCAGCUGGUUCAUUUCCUUCGCAAUCAUAAGCAGGAGAAACACCUGGUCUUCUUCAGCACCUGUGCCUGUGUGGAAUACUAUGGGAAGGCUCUGGAGGCGCUGGUGAAGGGCGUGAAGAUUAUGUGCAUUCAUGGAAAGAUGAAAUAUAAACGCAAUAAGAUCUUCAUGGAGUUCCGUAAAUUGCAAAGUGGGAUUUUAGUGUGCACUGACGUGAUGGCCCGGGGAAUCGAUAUUCCUGAAGUCAACUGGGUUUUGCAGUAUGACCCUCCCAGCAGUGCAAGCGCCUUCGUGCAUCGCUGCGGACGCACAGCCCGCAUCGGCCACAGGGGCAGCGCUCUGGUGUUUCUCCUGCCUAUGGAAGAGUCAUACAUCAAUUUCCUUGCAAUUAACCAAAAAUGCCCCCUGCAGGAGAUGAAGCUCCAGAAAAGCACAGUGGACCUUCUGCCAAAACUGAAGUCCAUGGCCCUGGCCGACAGAGCUGUGUUUGAAAAGGGCAUGAAAGCUUUUGUGUCGUAUGUUCAGGCUUAUGCAAAGCAUGAAUGCAACCUGAUUUUCAGAUUAAAGGAUCUUGAUUUUGCCAGCCUUGCUCGAGGUUUUGCCCUGUUGAGGAUGCCCAAGAUGCCAGAAUUGAGAGGAAAGCAAUUUCCAGAUUUUGUGCCUGUGGACAUUAAUACAGACACGAUUCCAUUUAAAGAUAAAAUCAGAGAAAAGCAGAGGCAGAAACUCCUGCAGCAACAAAGAAAAGAGAAAACAGAAAAUGAUAAGAGGAGAAAAUUCAUAAAAAAUAAAGCUUGGUCGAAGCAGAAGUCCAAAAAAGAAAAGAAGAAAAAAAUGAAUGAGAAAAGGAAAAGGGAAGAGGGUUCUGAUAUUGAAGAUGAGGACAUGGACGAACUUCUCAAUGACACAAGACUCUUGAAAAAACUUAAAAAAGGCAAAAUAACUGAAGAAGAAUUUGAGAAGAGCUUGUUGACAACUGGCAAAAGAACAAUCAAGACAGCAGAUUUAGGGAUCUCAGAUUUGGAAGACGACAGCUGAUUCUGAUUCCAGUGCCACAGAUGAACCCACAAGGGCAUAGCUAUUCCCUAACUUGGUGGAUGGCUCCAGUUUGCUUUCAGUGGAAAUCAAAACUUCAGGAGACAUCUGAGAAGGAUCACAUCUCUGAAAGGUAUCCUUUCAGACUAGAGGAAAAUGAGGGAUUUCACAAUUGUGAAUAUUUUACUAAAAACAGUCCAGUCUUGGCCAAAGGUGGUGGCUCUUGCCUGUAAUCCCAGCACUUUGGCAGGCAGAUCACUUGAGCCCAGGAGUUCAAGAUCAGCCUGGGCAACACAGUGAGACCCUCUCAUUAAAAACAACAAAACAAAACAAUUCCAGUCUUGAAGUAUUCUAACAAAAGAAAAUGUAAAAUUAUUGGAGUGUAAAUAAUAGAAGUCAAUAUUUAUCAUGAUGGGUCACAUAGACAAUUAAGUCAUAUUCCAGGAAGGAGAAUUAGUCUUUGCGCCUUCUGUUGAAUAAAUGGCAUCCUUUCGAUUGCCUGUCUUGAGUGUGUAAAUGUAGCUGCACAAUGUUUUCCCCCAGAUGGCCUGAGGUCAGCUUGCAGUAUUGACGCAACACCAAAAUCAAAGUCUUUCGUAGAGUUUAUUUGAAAAGAUACUGAGUUUGUUUCCAAGUACAAUUUUAAAAAGCUGUUUAGGACCCAAACAUGUAAACAUCUCUUCCACACACAGAAUUUCAGUUUACAAAUAUUCCAGAAAGUAUUUUUGUAAGUGAGCCGUGUGGAGUACCAUGGCUAAAUGCGGCUUCGGACUUCCUCGUGUUCUCUUGGUACAAUUUUUGCUGCUUGGCUUGACCCUGUUCAGGAAUGUGCUCAUCACUGGAAGCCAGACGCAGAUUCGACAGGUGUUUCUUGCCUUUUACAAGGCACCACAUGUAACAUGUCCUGACUAGCCGUUGGUCAUUUGUUGCAGAGGGGUGUGGCUGUCUUUUGGCCUGCAUCUCGAGUGCUUUUGGUAAAUCAGUCGAGUGCAGGGGAGGAUGAAGAGAGGUGGACUUGGGUUCAUCUUUCAUCAGUUUAGUAGCCAAUAAUCUAACUUGUAUUUCUGGAAACCGAAAAUGAAAGUUUCUAGAAAGCCUAAGAACAAUUUAGGUUGGGUUUUGGAAUAACUGACACAUUCUUAGAUGGAAAUGCAAUGAGUAAGAAAGGUUCUCCAAGAUGGAUGAUUGAUUCGAAGUCCUUAGUCCAUAAAUCUUCAUUAAAACACA
This is a messenger RNA of Sapajus apella (tufted capuchin), 3094 nucleotides long. RefSeq names its product DEAD-box helicase 55 (gene DDX55). Lineage: Eukaryota; Metazoa; Chordata; Mammalia; Primates; Cebidae. The transcript has 14 exons. Gene Ontology annotation, molecular function: nucleic acid binding; RNA helicase activity; ATP binding. The coding region runs from base 68 to 1870 and encodes 600 amino acids. The record is from RefSeq and is a predicted model, not a curated record. Gene Ontology annotation, cellular component: nucleolus.